AUGAUGGGCAAGGGCUCGUCCAAGACGAGCACGACGGUGCUCCCACUCAUCCCGCUUGCGCCACCCCUCGCCGUGCUGCCCGGUACAACGCUCAAGAUACCGAUCACCAAUCGUUCCGAUGUCGCUGCUAUUCUCGCAAAGAUAUACAGUAUCAGUCCGACGGCUAAGCCGGAUGCCGCCAUCACGGUCGCGUGUGUGCCGCUCAAGUCGAAUACACUGGGCCCGGAUGGCAACUUGUUGAUUGAGGAUGGACAUCAGCACGACAAGACGCAUUACGAGAGCGAUCCCAUACUGGCGACGAAGAAGGAUAUCUUUGGGUAUGCUUGCGUGGCAAAAGUCAGCGGAGUGCAGGGCCGUAAGCAGGGUGAUUUGAGCUUGAUUGUCGAGGGGCUCGAGCGAGUCCAGGUUGUUGAUGUUGUGCAAGAGAGGCCGUACUUUGAGGGAGAGUUGGCGGCUGUUGAGGAAUACAUCGACAUUGCGAGUGCAGACCUCCUGAACCAGUUCAACCUCCUCAAGCAGUUGUCACGCGAGCUACUCGCCCUAGUCCGACUAUCCGCUAUACUACCACGCACACCACAAGUUACGCUUUCGCCUAUUGUCGCACGGAGACUGGAAAUGUUCAUCACACGAAAGGACUUAUCGGACGCUGGCCUGCUCGCCGACUUCAUGGCCAAUGUGGUGGAUACCACACACGAAGAGACGUUGCGCGUACUGGCAUCUGUGGAUGUCAAGGAGAGGGUUGACCGGGUCAUUGAGAUUCUGCAACGGCAGAUCAGCAACAUCCAAGGCAACACGCGCAUGACAGUUGCGACUACACAAUCAUCCAACGGCACGUUGGACAUGGACACACUACGAAAGCUACAACAAGAAGCUCUCAAGAGGCGGACCAAGAUGGGCGGUAUGCCUCCUGGCUUCCCUGCCGGGUUUCCUGGAGGAGGACAACAGCAGGCGGGUGAAGAUGAGCCGAACGAGAUUGAUGAGCUGAAGAAGAGACUCGAGGACGCGAAGCUAUCAGCAGAGGCCAACAAAGUGGCACAGCGCGAGUUGGCAAGAUUACAGAAGAUGAAUCCAGCGCAGGCAGAGUAUCAGGUGUGCCGGAACUAUCUCGAGAACCUUGCAGAGAUUCCAUGGAGCAAGAUGACGGUUGAUCAGCUGGAUUCCAACACGCUGGUCCGAGCAAAGAAGCAGCUUGACAACGACCACUACGGCCUGGAGAAGAUCAAGAAGAGACUACUCGAGUAUCUUGCCGUGCUCAAGUUGAAGGAGCAGGCAAAUAAGAGCAUUGACGAUCAAAUCCGGUCCUUGACCGAAGCCCCUAAUGCGGACGGCGAGGGCGAGGGCGAGGCCAAGCAACCAGCAACUAGAGCGAAGGAGCCGUCGGAGACCGAAGUGCGGCUCUUGGAGAAGAAGCGCAUGGUUGACAAAUCGCCCAUUAUGCUUCUGGUCGGCCCGCCUGGUGUAGGAAAGACAUCACUAGCCAAAUCGGUUGCUACUGCACUCGGUCGCAAAUUCCACCGCAUUUCGCUCGGUGGUGUUCGUGACGAGGCCGAGAUCCGAGGCCAUCGCCGGACAUAUGUCGCAGCCAUGCCCGGGCUUAUUGUCAAUGGACUGAAGAAGGUGGGAGUGGCAAAUCCCGUCUUCCUGCUGGAUGAGAUUGACAAGCUUGGCAUGUCAAAUCACAACGGCGAUCCUGGCGCAGCGAUGCUCGAGGUGCUGGACCCGGAGCAGAACCACACAUUCACGGAUCACUACGUGAAUAUCCCUAUUGAUCUGUCCAAGGUUCUCUUCAUUGCCACGGCCAAUUCGCUGGAUACAAUUCCACCUCCGCUUUUGGACCGCAUGGAGACUAUCCAGCUGUCGGGGUACACGACGCUUGAGAAGCGACACAUUGCCUCGAGACAUUUGAUUCCAAAGCAGAUUACAUCGAAUGGACUGCAGACGGAGCACGUUCAGAUUCCGACCGAGGUGCUUGACAAGAUCAUCACAUCGUACACUCGUGAGUCUGGGGUGCGGAAUCUGGAGCGGGAGAUUGGGUCCGUCUGCCGGGCCAAGGCAGUCGAGUAUGCGACAGCCAAGGACACAAACACGGUAGCGGCCUACUCUCCGGUGGUGACUGUAGAAGAUGUCGAAGCAACACUGGGAAUUGAAAAGUUUGCCCAAGAAGUAACUGAGCAGUCUGCGCGACCGGGUGUAAUCACAGGCUUGGUAGCCUACUCAACGGGCGGCCAAGGAUCCAUCUUGUUCAUCGAGAUUGCAGACAUGCCAGGCCAAGGACGCGUGCAGCUGACGGGCAAGCUGGGUGACGUGCUCAAGGAGAGUGUAGAAGUUGCUCUGACGUGGGUCAAGGCGCACGCAUUCGACCUGGGGCUCAGCACGACGCACGACGAGGACAUUAUGAAGAACCGCAGCAUCCACGUGCAUUGUCCCAGCGGAGCGAUUCCCAAAGACGGCCCGUCUGCCGGCCUGGCACAUACCAUUGGUCUUAUUUCGCUCUUUAGCAAUCAGCCUGUUCCACCGACGCUGGCCAUGACUGGUGAGAUAUCGCUGCGCGGCCGGGUUCUCCCUGUGGGAGGCAUCAAGGAGAAGCUGAUUGGGGCUUUGGGCGCAGGCGUGGAGCGAGUGCUGCUGCCAGAGGGCAAUCGAAAGGAUGCUAGUGAGUUGCCUGAGGAGGUUGUCCGCGGACUCAAGAUUGAGUUUGUGGGACAUAUCUGGGAGGCGCUGGGUAAGGUUUGGCCUGAGAGAUGGGAGGGUGAGGGCGCGAGGGGAUGGGAGAGUAGGUUGUAA
Messenger RNA from Bipolaris victoriae FI3, 2784 nucleotides. RefSeq lists its product as hypothetical. Lineage: Eukaryota; Fungi; Ascomycota; Dothideomycetes; Pleosporales; Pleosporaceae. The coding region runs from base 1 to 2784 and encodes 927 amino acids. Gene Ontology annotation, biological process: protein quality control for misfolded or incompletely synthesized proteins; protein processing; protein catabolic process. The record is from RefSeq and is a predicted model, not a curated record. The transcript is spliced from 2 exons. Gene Ontology annotation, cellular component: peroxisomal matrix. Gene Ontology annotation, molecular function: ATP-dependent peptidase activity; ATP binding; serine-type endopeptidase activity.